Trichoplusia ni (cabbage looper) is the source of this 1170-nucleotide messenger RNA. Its product is annotated as peptidoglycan-recognition protein LB-like. NCBI's taxonomy places the organism in Eukaryota, Metazoa, Arthropoda, Insecta, Lepidoptera, Noctuidae. Gene Ontology annotation, molecular function: peptidoglycan binding; zinc ion binding; N-acetylmuramoyl-L-alanine amidase activity. The record is from RefSeq and is a predicted model, not a curated record. The transcript is spliced from 4 exons. Gene Ontology annotation, biological process: innate immune response; peptidoglycan catabolic process. The coding region runs from base 384 to 1049 and encodes 221 amino acids.
UAAUAAUGGGAUAACUUUCUUUUAUUCCCUUAAAAUAGGAAUGUCACAUGGGCAGAAGUACUGAGCCUAAAAUACUUUAAUGUUUUCCUUAACCAGCCUGAAUCAACCUUUCUUCGAACUUUGACUCAAACCCAGCUUGAGCAACAAUAAAAAAAACAAUCAAAGUCCCGAGUUCUGAAAACAAUGAAGUGUUUUCAAUAAUACUAACAAGUGUUUGUGUAUCGCUUAUCGGUGAACCCAGUGGGAAAGAACCGCGAUCUCGACAGCUAUCUUAUAAAUAAUGCACGCCCGCACUCUGCUCACUGCACUAUCAUAUCCGAGCCUUAGCUCAUCCAGUACUAACAUAGAUAUACUUUUAAAUACUAAAUAAUUUUCGGUUUUACAUGGAAAACAAAAUGGCGUUAAUGAGUGUGAUUGUGUCUGUUCUUUUUUUUAAUUUAUCUGUUCUUGCGCUGCCGCAAGAUGUGUUCCAAAAGCCAUCAUAUAAACUAUACACAAGAGCUGAUUGGCAAGCUAAACCAGCUACGGACAUCGUCCCAUUGAAGGCACCAGUACCAUACGUAGUGAUACACCACACGUACAUACCGGCCGCUUGUCACUCAUUCAAUGAGUGCUCGACAGACAUGCGUGGUAUGCAGAACUACCAUAUAGGGCUCGACUUUGGGGAUAUUGGGUACAAUUUCUGCGUGGGCAGUGAGGGAGGUGCUUAUGAGGGUCGCGGCUGGGACCUCAGGGGCAUCCACGCGGGGAGGGCCAAUAACCACAGCAUCGGGAUCUGUCUUAUUGGAGACUGGAGAGAGGAACUACCACCGCAACCUCAACUAGAAACAACGAAAGCUCUUAUCGCGGAUGGAGUAAGACUGGGCAAGGUUAGCCCGGAUUAUAAACUAAUAGGUCACAAUCAGGUGAUGGCCACAGCCUGUCCUGGAACCGCCCUCUCUGAGGAAAUAUCCACCUGGGAACACUUUACCAAUGCAAAACCUGACUUCAACCUUUUGAAGGAUGUUAUAACUGCAACUGAAGGUACUGAAGAAGUUACGACUGAAUAACUGUAAAACGUGGAGAGAUGAUGACGAUGAGAGAUGACUGACAAACGCUUUCGAUUAAAUUAAUUUGAAAAAUAAAAGCAUUUUAGUUAGUUUUAUUUUAAUAAUUUAAGUACUAUUUAUU